GAUUGUGGUGGAGGCAGCUUGUGCUGGAGGGGGAGAGAACUAGCAAGCAGCGAGUGGAAUAGCUGGGCCAGAGAAAGAAAUCGUUCUGAGAAACCGAACCAAAUACGUGAAUUUAGUUUUGUUGUGCUUUUGAUCACGACUCGGUUGGUUUGUGAAAAGGUUUUCUGUUUCUUCCCCAGUGUGUGUGGCUCUCCAGUCCCCGUUGCUCGUUCUCGUUGGAGUGAACACCAAGGGGGACUCCAUGAAAAAUGAUGGAGGAGGUGACAGUUGUAGCCAAGUGGGACUACACGGCCCAGCAGGACCAGGAACUUGACAUCCGGAAGAAUGAGCGGCUCACCCUGCUGGACGACAGCAAGACGUGGUGGAGGGUGAGGAACGCCUCCAACCAGACAGGCUACGUCCCCUCUAACUAUGUGGAGCGCAAGAACAGCCUGGUGAAGAAGGCAUCGCUGGUCAAGAACCUCAAAGACACACUGGGACUGGGUAAGGGCAGAAGGAAGCAGAGUGCCCGUGAUGCCUCUCCCACACCUAGCACGGAUGCAGAGUACCCCUCCAAUGGGAAUGGGGGAGGAGGAGGAGGCGGUGCCGAACGCAUCUACGACCUCACCAUCCUGGCCGUUGUCAAGUUCUCGUACAUGGCGGAGCGCGAGGAUGAGCUGACCCUAGCCAAGGGGUCCCGGGUCACUGUGAUGGAGAAGUGCAGUGACGGUUGGUGGCGGGGCAGCCAGGGAGGUCGCGUGGGCUGGUUCCCCUCCAACUAUGUCCUGGAGGACCCCGGAGAGAGAGAGGGCGAGGGGGGUGGAGGAGGAAGGGACUCUCCAGGUUAUCCAGGGCAGGGCAGGGGGGCCACGAUGACCAACGGGCGGGCGGGAGGUGGUGGCGGCCGGGAUGUAGAGGGAAGUGGUGCGCUCCAUCUGGUCCAGACUAUUUACCCGUUCAGCUCAGUGACGGAGGAAGAGCUGAACUUUGAGAAGGGAGAGGUGAUGGAGGUUGUGGAGAAACCAGAGAAUGACCCAGAAUGGUGGCGCUGCAGGAACGCCCAAGGCCUGGUGGGCCUAGUGCCUAAGAACUACGUGCUGGUGCUGACUGAUGCUGACGGGCCUCCCGGGCUCCCCGCCCUGCCACAGUCGCCCCCUGGCUCCCCACAGAUCCGCUACCUGGGGCCGGCGAUCGUGGGCAAGUUUGCAGGCAGGGACUGGUACUAUGGAGGGGUGACCAGACACCAGGCAGAACUGGUCCUCAAUGAGAGGGGAAAGGAGGGGGACUUCCUCAUACGGGACAGUGAGUCAUCGCCCAGUGAUUUCUCUGUGUCUCUGAAGGCACCUGGGAAGAACAAGCACUUCAAGGUGCAGUGUUCAGAGGAGGUCUACUGUAUCGGCCAGCGCAGGUUCAGCUCCAUUGAUGAACUGGUGGAACACUACAAGAAAGCCCCCAUCUUCACCAGCCAACACGGAGACAAGCUCUACCUGGUCAAACCUCUGCUGUGACACACAUACAUGAACACAUAUACACACACAGGCACUCAGACAUGCAUAUAUACACAUACACACUCCACCAAAUGCCCAUAUCCCAGCAAUCCUCAACAUGAUGAACUUGGGGAGAUAACUUAGUCUGUUUUAGCCUAGUCACAUUGCUGGUCUUGGUUCUGUUUCCUUUCUUUGGUUAUAAGUUUUCUGUUUGUUUGGAAUUCCCACAUUUUUGUAACUCAUUUAAAACUCUCUCCAGAGGUUCUGAUGAUUUCUAAAGUAAAUAAUGACUUCACUAAGUGACCAUUUGUAAACACCCUCUUGCCUUUUCUCCUCUUCUCUGCCUUCAUCCUCCUCAGAACUGUAGUCAUUUUCUUCCACCUCUACCUCCUCUUCAUCGAGGAGAAGUAGGAGAAAGCGAAAGAGCAAAUUGAAAAGAGUGGAGAGUUUGAAUGUCUGUCAAUGUACAACACGUACUGUAUUGCUCUUCUAUUGGCUCCAGCUCUACACUACACUUUUGGCACAUUUCCAGUCAGGAUUCACCAGUGUUUUACACACAAGGCUCAGACUUUUCUGUUUCCCUCUACUCGGGCCGGCACCCGUGUCUCACUGGGCCGUGGCUCCGGCGGUCCUGCUCUCAUUUGGGGCCAAUAACAGCUGGCAUUUACAUAAAUGGCUAACUGAACUUUAACACCUUCUCACAAAGCAACAGUUUUGAUUAUGCAGAGGUUGUUUAUUCAGUUCUUCACAAAUCUUCAUUGUCAGCCCUAACUAUGGAAACAUCAUUUCCCUAGUAUAACAUUAGGCUGUAUACACUAACUAGUGUAACGCUGGUGUUACAGUCCAAAAGCAGCAUUACUGUUUUGCUAGUCUAUUGGUUCCAGCUUUACGCGACACUUACUGUUCUGAUGUUCUAUUGGCUCCAGCUCUACACUACUUCUAUUUGAUUGUCUCCAGCUCUACACGACACUUACUGUACAUCCUCACUCACUCAUUCCCCGGCCCUAGUGCUGUUUUCCAAUGAAGAUCAGGUCUUCAGGCGUUUUACUCUCAAAGUUAUAUACAGUGCAUUCAGAAAGUAUUCAGACCCCUUGAGUUUUCCACAUUUUGUUACAUUAGUCUUAUUCUAAAAUAUAUUCAAUUAUUUUUUCCCCCUCAUCAAUCUACACACAAUACCCCCAUAAUGACAAAGUCAAAACAGGUUUGUAGACAUUUUUGUAAAUGUAUUAAAUAUAAAAAACUAAAAACUGAAAUCAAGUAUUCAGAUCAGUUACUCAGUAGUUUGUUGAAGCACCGAUUACAGCAUUGAGUCGUCUUGGGUAUGAUGCUACAGGCUUGGCACACCUGAAUUUGGAGAGUUUCUCCCAUUUUUCUCUGCAGAUCCUCUCAAUCUCUGUCAGGUUGGAUGAGGAGCGUUGCUGAACAGCUAUUUUUAGGUCUCUCCAAAGAUGUUCGAUCGGGUUCAAGUCCGGACUCUGGCUGGUUCACUCAAGGACAUUCAGAAACCUGUCCCGAAGCCACACCUGUGUCGUCUUGGCUGUGUGCUUAGGGGUCGUUGUCCUGCUGGAAGGUGAACCUUCGCCCCAGUCUGAGGUCCUGAGCGCUCCGGAGCAGGUUUUCAUCAAGAUCUCUCUGUACUUUGCUCUGUUCAUCUUUCCCUUGAUCAUGACUAGUCUCCCAGUCCCUGCCGCUGAAAAAUAUCCUCACAGCAUGAUGCUGCCACCACCGUGCUUCACCGUAGGGAUGGUGCCAGGUUUUCUCCAGACAUGAUGCUUGGCAUUCAGGCUAUAGAGUUCAAUCUUGGUUUAAUUGGACCAGAGAAUCUUGUUUCUCAUGGUCUGCGAUUCUUUAGGUACCUUUUUGCAAACUCCAUGCUGGCUGUCAUGUGCCUUUUUACCGAGGAGGGUCUGGCCACUCUACUAUAAAAGCUUGAUUGGUGGAGUGCUGCAGACAUGGUUGUCCUUCUGGAAGGUUCUCCCAUCUCCACAGAGGAACUCUGGCGCUUUGUCAGAGGGACCAUCGGGUUCUUGGUCACCUUCAUGACAAAUGCUCUUCUCCCAGAUUCCUCAGUUUGGCCGGGCAGCCAGCUCCAGGAGGAGUCUCUGUGGUUCCAAACUUCUUCUAUUUAAGAGUGAUAGAGGCCACUGUGUUCUUGGGGACAAUCAAUGCUGCAGCAAUAUUUUUGGUACCCUUCCCCAGAUCUGUGCAUCGACACAAUCCUGUCUCAAAGCUCUACGGACAAUUCCUUCGACAUCAUGGCUUUUUUUCCCCCUGACAUGCCCUGUCAACUGUGGGACCACAUAGACAGGUGUGUGCCUUUCCAAAACAUGACCAAUCAAUUGAAUUUACCACAGAUGGACUCCAAUCAAGUUGUUGAAACAUCUCAAGGAUGAUCAAUGGAAACAGGAUGCACCUGAGCUCAAUUUCGAGUCUUGUAGCUGAGGGUCUGAAUACUUGUGUAAAUAAGGUAUUCAUGUUUUUUUAUUUGUAGUACAUUUGCAAACAUUUCUAAAAAAUUGUUUUUGCUUUGUCAUUAUGUGGUAUUGUGUGUAGAUUGAAGAUUUAUAUCUAUUGAAUCAAUUUUAGAAUACGGCUGUAACUGAACAAAAUGUGAAAGUCAAGGGGUCUGAAUUCUUUCUGAAUGCACUGUAUGUGUUUAUGUAGCUGACGGCAGGCACUAAUUCAAGAGUACUUAAACUGUUGUUUUGAUUUGCUCUGUGCGUCUGUUUACCAAUGUAUCGAUCGUGGGGUUCUCAGCUUUUCCUAGUUGAUAUAUCUGAAUGUUAUUGAGCAUUGUUAUUUCAUUCUUGUUCCCACUGUAUGUAUAUAUUCAGAAGAAGAUGAGGUACGCAAUAUGAAUCAUUUCGAUCCAACCUACGGGACUGUGCCGCUAAUGACGUGGUGGAAAUUAUGAUACUUUUGUUCAAUAAAAGUUUUUGCAGAAUAACUCAAAUCUUGGGCUGUGUGGCAGCGUCUACGCUUUCUGCCUCGGAUGUUGUACUGUGUGACAAGUGGUGAUUGCUGCAGGUCUCUGGGGGUGGAUGGAUACAACAUGUUGUUAUUGUUCUCCCCUAUAGUUACCAUCAGAGCCAUGUAUUUACCUAGUUGCCAUUGAGGUUUCUGCAUUAUGAUGCAUUUACACGACACUAUAACAUUCUAUUUCAACCAUGUUGGCGCCCCGUUAACAUUACAUGGGGAAUAUUUAAAUCUUGCUAUGUAACUGCCCACUAAGCAUUAGGCGAUGUCUUCUGGACGUCUAUUUUCUGUCGUCUUGUCUUGACCGGUGGUGGGUUUUUUUUUUGGUGCUGUCCGGACUGGCCUUGAUUUGCCGUCUAUAUUUGGCCUUGAUUUGACCCCCCAAAAAAGACAUCUGUGAUUGGUUCGGAUUGGCCUUGAUUUGACCCAAAUAUAGACGUGUAUGAUUGGUCCAGUAUGGUGUUUGCCUUUCACGCCACGACCCGGGUUUGUCUGUCGCUACAUUGUGUCAGAAAUGGGUUGGCAGCUAUGACCUUAACAUCAUGACUGGUAGCCUAAGCAAUAUGGUGAAAUCUCCUACUAGCCCAGAAUUCCACGGAUCCUCCUUUUAGAUUUGUACUGUAGUGAACAAGUAUAGGCCUACACUUCCCACUUAGCAUAAGGACGUUGAUUCUUGGUCCGGACCAAAUUGGAACUAAUCAUAGACGUCUGUUUGGUUCAGAUUUGGUCCGGUCUGGACCGGCCUUGAUUUCAAUGUCCAUUGUCCACUGUACAGUAAAGCACCGCAGCAGAGUACAGUAAAGAAACAUAGACCACAGAGUACAGUAAAGAAACAGAGUACUGUAUUGUACCCUACUUUACUCUAAUGUACUUUACUGAACUAAACUGUACUGUACGAUACUGUUUUUACUGUACUGUAAUGUACUGUACUCUACUGUAAUCUACUCUACUGAAUAAAACUUGACUGUCCUGUACCAUACUGUACUGUGCUCUACUGUACUAAACUGCUGUACUGUAAUGUGAAGUUCAUUCUUGGGAAACAGCCUAGGCGUCUAUGAUUUGUUCAGAUUUCACUCUGAUUCGCACUGACCAUAUUUGUAUGUGGCGGAGGUCAUUUGAAUAAUACCAGUAUGCUUUACAAGUGUAUGUUUUUCCGUUUACAUUUUGGUGAUUCAGCAGACACUCUAAUCCAGAGCGACUGACAGUCAUUGCGUUCAACUAAGGUAUAUAAACAUAUCACAGUCAUAGCAAGAAGAAUUAUAAAUCUGUAACACUUACUGAGAAUGUCAAUGUAGUUGAAGUGGUCUGAUGGUUUAUUCUGUAGGUUGGACGACUUUGAACAUCAUCGCUGCCAAUUUUAAAGCUUUUGAAAACGCUAACAUAAGUCCAUGUGACAGAUGGGAGCAAUAAUAAAUAUUCUGUUGCACCUCUUCA
This is a messenger RNA of Oncorhynchus masou masou (cherry salmon), 5876 nucleotides long. Its product is annotated as cytoplasmic protein NCK2-like. Lineage: Eukaryota; Metazoa; Chordata; Actinopteri; Salmoniformes; Salmonidae. The coding region runs from base 249 to 1487 and encodes 412 amino acids. Gene Ontology annotation, biological process: positive regulation of translation in response to endoplasmic reticulum stress; negative regulation of endoplasmic reticulum stress-induced eIF2 alpha phosphorylation; cell migration. The record is from RefSeq and is a predicted model, not a curated record. The transcript is spliced from 4 exons. Gene Ontology annotation, molecular function: signaling adaptor activity; receptor tyrosine kinase binding.